Molecule: messenger RNA, 3185 nt
Organism: Odontomachus brunneus
Lineage: Eukaryota; Metazoa; Arthropoda; Insecta; Hymenoptera; Formicidae
Gene: slif
Product: cationic amino acid transporter 3
Exons: 11
Coding region: 632-2440 (602 amino acids)
Biological process (GO): transmembrane transport; amino acid transport
Cellular component (GO): plasma membrane
Molecular function (GO): amino acid transmembrane transporter activity
Source: RefSeq, a predicted model, not a curated record
AGUGAACUGCAAAAAAGAAACAUUUAUCCAAGUCAUUCCAAGUGAUCCAUAGACCGAGUUACUCAUAGGGGAUGUGAAUAAUUUGAAUUUUAUUGUUAUAUAAGUCGCAUAUACGCGCGCAUAUAUGCUGCACGUGAUUGCUGCGAUACUGCAGAUUAUUCUCGCUCCAAGAAAAAAAACGAAACAUAAUUGAGAACCUUAACGCGAUCAAUAUUCACGUUAAAUUAUACAUUUUCAUCAUUGCAAUUAUCACAAUGCUAUUAUUAUCGUGACCAAGGUAAUUAUUAUAGGAAAAUAUAAUAUCAAAAAUUUCGUAAAAUGACAAGGAGAUCGUAAAACGUGUGUUUAUUUGAACCGCAGCAUUUGUGUGCAAUUUGUACGCAAGCAGUGUAAUAUCAGAUAAAUUUUUCUUUUUAUGUGCAAAAUCAUUUGCUGAAGACGUUUAAUAAAUGCUUUGCUCUGUUGAUUUAAGCAUCAUAAUGCGAGACAGGGACGUUUUAUAAACGCGCAACAAAAGUGAGAGCGAAAACCUUGUACGUUGUCUGACUUUAUAUGAUUACUGGCCGCGAGCUCAAGCUUUAAUUAAAGGUCAGACGUCACAGGUGUGCGGAGAAGUCGCGAGGGUCGCGGUAUGACGAGCCGACUGUGGAAAGUGUUAUCGCGUAGACGCAUCGAAGAAAAUGAAGAAGGGAAAGGUGAGCUGGCACGGGUGCUCGGUUUAUUCGAUCUGACUGCGCUCGGCGUGGGUUCAACUCUUGGCUUGGGCGUUUACGUCCUUGCUGGAAGCGUAGCGAAAGACACAGCUGGACCUGCCGUUUGUAUCUCUUUCCUCAUAGCCGCCGUUGCGUCUGCUUUUGCGGGUAUGUGCUACGCAGAAUUCGCAUCGAGAGUUCCAAAGGCCGGCUCAGCGUACGUUUAUAGUUAUGUAACAGUAGGCGAGUUUAUUGCUUUCGUCAUAGGGUGGAAUUUAAUUCUGGAAUAUGUAAUAGGUACAGCGAGCGUAGCUCGAGGUCUCAGUAACUAUAUCGAUGCACUGAUAGGAAAUGUCAUUGGUGAUACUAUACGUUCCGUUAUGCCUAUAGACGUUCCCUUCUUGUCGGAGUAUCCGGAUUUCUUCGCUUUUGGAAUGGUAAUGCUACUAGCGGCCCUAUUGUGCGUAGGAGUAAGGGAAUCGUCCAUUUUAAAUAAUAUAUUCACCGUUAUAAACUUAACGACGAUCGCGAUCGUUAUUGUCGCAGGAUCGAUAAAAGCGAACCCAUCAAAUUGGUCGAUCGCACCCGAGAAUAUUCCAGAUACCGUGAGAAAUGUUGGGACGGGUGGAUUUGUGCCGUUCGGUGCCCGCGGAGUAAUGAUCGGUGCGGCAAAAUGUUUUUACGGGUUCGUGGGAUUCGACACCAUUGCUACCACCGGCGAAGAAGCGAAGAAUCCUCAGCGUCAUAUUCCUUUAGCGAUCGUAUUAUCCUUAAUUAUUAUAUUCAUAGCGUAUUUCAGUAUUUCCACGGUCCUGACGAUGAUGUUGCCUUAUUACGCUCAGAAUGCAGACGCACCGUUUCCACAUGCAUUCGACGAGAUCGGAUGGCCUGUCAUUAAAUGGAUCGUCAACAUAGGUGCGAUAUUCGCGCUAUGUACUAGUCUCUUGGGCGCCAUGUUCCCAUUGCCCCGCGUACUGUACGCCAUGGCUAGCGAUGGAAUAAUAUUCAAGACUCUUUCCAAAGUACAUCCUAAAACUAUGACACCUAUAUACGGCACGUUGAUGUCUGGUUUGUUUAUCGGUCUGAUGACGCUCAUUUUUAACCUGCAACAAUUGAUCGACAUGAUGUCUAUCGGUACUCUACUCGCAUACACAAUAGUAGCGAUAUGCGUAUUAGUGUUGAGAUAUCAAAAGGGAGAAAAUUCUUGCAACGCUCAUGCUGCACCACCAAAGAGUAAUUAUCAGCUUACACCUGUAAAUCUAUUCAAAGAAUUAUUCAAUUUGCAUAAUCAAAAGGAACCGACACAGCUUUCCAACAAAAUUGCCAGUAUCAGCAUCGUUUUACUCUGUAUUAUUAUAUGUAUUAUCGCUUUUUUUAUUAAUAAUAUGGGCACACAGUUGGUCGCUGGAGACGCUAUAGUAUCUGUGAUACUAGUUAUAGUCAUGAUGAUUCUUUUUUUGAAUAUAGCAGCAGUCGGUAGGCAACCGGUACAAAAAAUUGAGUUAUCUUUCAAGGUACCUCUCGUGCCACUUAUUCCAUGUCUUAGUAUUUUUACGAAUAUAUAUUUAAUGUUGCAACUAGAUGUUUUUACGUGGAUUAGAUUCGCUGUUUGGCUAUUGAUCGGUUUCUGCAUCUAUGGUUUUUACGGAAUUACCCAUAGUGAGCAAGGCAAAAGAAAUAAGGCGGAAAAUGACAAAUUACAACAAAAGUGUGUGGAAAAAUUUAGGAUAAUGAUCACAUAUCCAUAGAAAUUUAUGCGAAAAAAGAAAAGGAAGAAGCAAAGGAGUUUCAGACAUAAAAAUUUCCUCUUAUGAGCCGAAAAAACAACUGAAAAGACAAUGUUACACUAAUACAAAAAGAUAUAUACGUUUAUUACGCCUAAAGUUCGGCCAUACUUAUAGAUAGAGCGCACGCAGAUUUAUUUUUUGCUAUUUUUUUUUAGUGUUCAUCUUUCUAGCGAGAGUAUAGUGGAAAAUAUCAUUUCUUUUGUCCUGUUUCCACAUAUAUUUUUGCGCUACGUUUAUGUUUCAUAUAUCUUUGAUGUAGUGAUAAUAAUUGCACCAUGUGAUGUAAAAAAAACGUAUACACGCGCAAAAACGUGCAAAUGUACUUUAUUACGCGACAGUUUUUUAUAAAACAGAAAUAAUAUGCUCUUUGUACAUCGGUAAAAGAAAAAACGAGAUACUUUGAUACAGAAUAAUAUUUUCGACAUAUUAGCAAUGUAUACACUUGACAACAUUCAUAAAUAGAUUAAUUAUGUUACACUAAUGUGUUGAAUCUUAAUCGUUAUCUCUCAUCAUAGUAUACCAAAUGAUAAAUAAUAAAAAAUAAAACUGAUGACAUGCUGUAAGAUUUUAUUAGUUAUACCAGGAUUUAGUGUGUGAUGAUCAUUGUGAAUAACUUAAGAAAGAAGAAUAUAUACUAAUAUAAAAGUGUAAUAUAUAUAUAUAUAUAUAUAUAUAUAUAUAUAUAUAUAUAUAUAUAUAUAUAUAU